AUGAAAGGUUUCGUAGCUUUGAGGAGAAGUCUAAAUAGGUUCAAGGGACUAUGUCGAUGCAAGCACUUUUUAUCUAUGAUCAAGAACUUUGACUUCUUCUUGUCAAUUUUUCUCAUCAAGCAAUGUCCGUCUUCUCAUUUAGUUGCAGAUGGCGUCUCAAGCAAAGAGUCCGCAUCAUUAUAACGAAAUAUGAUCGACCACAGGGUGAGGAGAAAGCAUGCAGAAAAGAGCCCUGGCGUGGAGUCGAACUCAAGGAGUCGAGGUCCAGAUCAAUAGAGACAUAUGGAAACCCCCCGUACCCAGCUGAGUGUUCCAUAUUAACCGCUGGGCCAAGGCGCUAGGGGUGCACCAUGCGAGGCCCCGUUUUCUUGGUGACUA
Messenger RNA from Colletotrichum godetiae, 378 nucleotides. RefSeq lists its product as uncharacterized. The transcript has a single exon. NCBI's taxonomy places the organism in Eukaryota, Fungi, Ascomycota, Sordariomycetes, Glomerellales, Glomerellaceae. Bases 123 to 341 code for a protein of 72 amino acids. The record is from RefSeq and is a predicted model, not a curated record.